AUGCAUGUGUGCGUGCCCGGUGAAAUGCAACUUGUUCUAAGGAGUAGAGACGCGGCAGGGCUCGGGAACGUUUGGUGUUCUCUAGCAACUUUCAUUAAUAUUUUAUUAUUUUCUCAUCAACUGUCCGUCGCCAUUUUGAAAAAAGUUUUUAGUGCUUUCGAAUUUCGGCAACCUAGGCCGAUGACCUCUCCGGCCGCGUUCGUGGAAAGAGCCGUCGUCCCGCGGACUAGGGCUUCUAAUCCCGUGCACGCCACCAAGGGCACGACAGCUGGCGCGCUCUACUUACCCCUUUCUAAGAACUUACCGCCCUACUAUAGUCAACCGGAAGCAUUAAUUACAAUUAGGAUUUGUAGUUCCAGCCAUUAG
Molecule: messenger RNA, 366 nt
Organism: Leptosia nina
Lineage: Eukaryota; Metazoa; Arthropoda; Insecta; Lepidoptera; Pieridae
Source: the annotation of a GenBank genome assembly